GAAGGAUGGGACACCGGAAGCAGCAGCAGUAGAAUCAGCUGAUGAGCGGAAACUUUGUUGUCAACGUUACGAAGAGAUGGAGGUGACGGAGGAGGGGCGUCGGCAGGUGGAGGAGCAGGUGGAGGAGCUGCUGGCUGGUCAGGGGUCAGAGGUCAGCGGCUGUGAUGUUGGUCUGGACCAGAGCAAACCUGCGACUCUGAGGAAGAACGUGACCUACAUCGUCUGCGGGGUCAUCUUCAACGACAAGGAGGAGGUGCUGAUGGUGCAGGAGGCGAAGCAGGACUGUUACAAACUGUGGUACCUUCCUGCAGGGAGGGUGGAGGUGGGGGAGAGUCUGGGGGAGGCACUGAGGAGGGAGGUGAAGGAGGAGGCGGGGUUUGAUUGUGAGCCAAUCACAUUGUUGCUGAUCCAGGAACAGGGACCUCAGUGGAUCCGCUUCAUCUUCCUCGCCAGAGUCACAGGUGGAAACAUCAAGAGUCUGUCAGCAGCAGAUCAGGAGUCUCUUCAGGCGUCCUGGUGGGACAGACAGUCCGUCCUCCCUCUGAGAGGACGAGACAUCCUCCGUCUCGUCGACUGCGGACUCAAGUACCAUCAGGAUCCCUGGCAUCCGGUCACCUUACCCGUGGACCUGAGCUGCCGUCACGUGCUGCAGAGACUCGUCCUGGUCUUCACCAGCUCUGAUCUGGAUCAGAUCUGGAUCCUGCUCGUCAGAGCCCCGGGGCUCCACCUCCCGACGGCAGCGGCGGUGAAGACCCACGCCGUGACCUGGGCGGCCAACACGGUGGUGCAGGAGGCCAUGCCGUCUGCGUACCAUGACCACGAGGUCAACACGCUGGGCGUCUUCAGCCUGCAGCACAACGGCCGGCAGCAUGGGAAGACGGACGGCGUUUGCCUCAACACGCUGGUGGCACUGGUGCCCGACCGCGUCCAGCGCAACGAGGACGGAGAGCAGGUGGCGUUCGUGCCGGCCAGGCAACCUCCACCUGUAGAAAACCCUCGAUACGUGUGGAUGGAAGUCAGGAAACCAACGCUGAGAGAGAAACUGCUGGAAAAGACCAAGAAGACCUCCAUCCUACCUCUGCACAGCCUGUACUGACCACAGGGGGGCGGCAGUGCCAAGUCUGCCCUCCCCGCUGAUGAACAAGACUCUUAUUGUGAAAGACCUCUUAGAGUUGGCUUUCAGAAAACUUUUAUUCUUAAAGAAAUGUAUUUAUUAAGUAGUUGAAAGGUAAAGAAAUGAAAGGUUCUAUUGUUAGAAAGAGAAGAUAAAAUAAUCCUUGUGUGUUUCAUCUAAAUUAUAUGAAUUGUUGUUUUCUCCCUAGAACGAGCCCUUUAUAUUUAAAUACUUUAUAUUUAAAAACUUUAUAUUUAAAUUCUUUAUAUUCAAACACUUUAUAUUCAAACACUUUAUAUUCCAGUUCAGCUGCAACAUGACACUUCACCACUAGAUGUCACUGCAUUCUAAAAAAUGAACCUUUAAGUGUUAUCGAGCAUAAAAUAAAGAAGUUUGAUAUAAUUAUAAAUCUAAAGUUAUGAACGAUAAUGAAAAACAUGAGAAGUAGAGAUUGAAUGUCAUGGGGGGAGUAACAGGAUGAUGUCAUGCAGCUGGGACCCAGGUUUCAAGUCGUAUGAAUCUUAAUCCCACGACGGGAAACACGUGUUAACACAUCUGGGACACAUUUAUUUAAGCUUCCAGUGAAAUAAAGUCACUUAACAAAACCAAGUGAGAAGUCACGACUGCUAAAGUUGUUAAUAUUUGAUGUUUCUGAAGUUUAAAAACAAAUCAAAGAACUUAUUUGCCAAAAAAGAAACUUUAUUGGUCUUUACACUGGAGGACGAAGACGAUCGUUCUGUUGCUCAUGUCUGCUCCGUCUUCACCUUCCUCAUGUAGCUGUCGUUCAGGAGCUGCAGGUGUUUGUUUCUGCUGUCGAGACGGACAAGCCACUCCCCCCUCAGCCUGAGACACACACACACAGACAGACACACACAGACCCACACACGCACGUUAGUAGAUGAGACAGAUUCAAGGUAUUUCAGCUUUUCUUUUUUAACAAAUGGAGGAAAUGGAGACGCGUCCUCGAUCUUUAUAUAACUGCUGAUCACUUGUUCUCAUACAUAUGUAAAUAUAUAUGUGUUUAUGUAUAUAUAUACACAUUCAUAUGUGUAUAUAUUCAUUUAUGGUCUGUGAAACAUCCACAGACGUGGUCUCGUUUCCUGUCGGCUCCGUGUGAACAGGUCAGUGUCAUGUGACCUCUGGGUCUUUUUAUAUUGAACAUAAACGUGUUGAAGUCAUAAAUGGUCAAAUAUCUGUGACCGCAGCUUCUGAUCCUCUGGAUUAAUGGACGUAUAAAAUCUCAACUGGCCAUCUGAAGGUGACCGGACCUACGCUGCUGAGCCGCCGGCACACUGUGUGUGUGUGUGUGUGUGUGUGUGCUGCAGUAAUGUAAUAUUCAGUGUUUAAUGUGCAGCUUGUGGACUUUGAGUCAGCAGCAGAUCUGGUGUCUUGCUGACAGCUGCAGUGUUAUCACUGUCACAUCAGCGUUUCCCUCCACUGCUUAAUUUCACCAUCAAAUCAAACAUCACUCUGUGUGUGUGUGUGUGUGUGUGUGUGAGAGAGAGAGACACAGCACACACUGAGUAAACGGAUGUGUGUGUGUAACCUAACGCUCACUGUCAGCUGUCCUCACUGGUUCUUCAUCACCUUCCUGUCGAGUUUUCUGGAUUAUUCCAUUUGUUCUUUUAGCUGCUGAUAAGCCUCCUGACCUCACACACUCAGACACACACUCACACACACACUCAGACACACACUCACACACACACACACACUCAGUCAUCCAUCAACAACACAGCUCUGUCUAUUUCUGGUUUAUGUCUGCAGGUGUGAGGAAACAUGGACUUUAAAUAAAGAUGGACAACAUGACGACUCCUACAACUGAAGCCAAACUGUGUGGCCCCCUGGUGGCCGGCUGCAGUACAGGUCGUAAUGGUUCCCCUUUAGCCCCACGACAACACCUCAACCUCAAACAACAGAACUGCAUCACAGCAACACCCGGGUCAACACCGGUCCUCAGGUCCACGUCUGAUCACUUCUGUCAGGGAUCUGCAUCACCUGGUCACACAACUCAGACCAGAAGAUCUGAUACACACAGGAAGUCGGUCCAAUCAACACAGACGAGUGAGUGAGUGAGUGUGAGUGUGUGUGAGUGUGUGAGUGAGUGAGUGUGUGUGAGUG
Platichthys flesus (European flounder) is the source of this 3232-nucleotide messenger RNA. It is a transcript of the gene nudt18, whose product is annotated as nudix (nucleoside diphosphate linked moiety X)-type motif 18. The transcript is spliced from 7 exons. The coding region runs from base 77 to 1096 and encodes 339 amino acids. Gene Ontology annotation, molecular function: 8-oxo-dGDP phosphatase activity; 8-oxo-GDP phosphatase activity; magnesium ion binding. The record is from RefSeq and is a predicted model, not a curated record. Lineage: Eukaryota; Metazoa; Chordata; Actinopteri; Pleuronectiformes; Pleuronectidae.